This is a messenger RNA of Achroia grisella, 2785 nucleotides long. It is a transcript of the gene CalpC, whose product is annotated as calpain-C-like. Bases 87 to 2018 code for a protein of 643 amino acids. Gene Ontology annotation, cellular component: cytoplasm. The transcript has 14 exons. The record is from RefSeq and is a predicted model, not a curated record. NCBI's taxonomy places the organism in Eukaryota, Metazoa, Arthropoda, Insecta, Lepidoptera, Pyralidae. Gene Ontology annotation, molecular function: calcium-dependent cysteine-type endopeptidase activity. Gene Ontology annotation, biological process: proteolysis.
CCACCGUGGAACUUGGUCGUGCGCGUGAGUGGAUCCCGUCUUUCUUCGUCUCAGUGUUAUAAAUACAUGAAUCUGACAUCACAAGGAUGGAUUUCGAGACUGUUAAGAUGUAUUGCUUAACCCGAAAUGAACUAUGGGAGGACCCUGAAUUUCCAGCCGUUAUGAAUUCUAUAUUUUAUUUUCAAAAACCACCAUUUAACUUCGUUUGGAAACGUCCAAGGGAAAUCUUUAUGGAGCCCACAUUCAUAACCAUGGAUAACCGCGAUACGUUUGAUGUUGUAUCUGGGAAAUUAGGAGACAGAUGGAUGGUGUCGUGUCUCGGCAUGUUGUACCAGGCAAAGGGACUAUUAUUUCAUACUGUGCCUGUAGAUCAAGCAUUUGACGAAAGCUAUUGCGGUGUAUUCAGGUUCCGUAUAUGGUGGUGCGGGCAAUGGAAGGAAGUGAUGGUAGACGAUAAAUUGCCAACGAUCAAUGAUCGCCUCGUUUUCGUGCACUCAUCGCACAGUCCUCAGGUCUGGGCGGCUCUAUUGGAGAAGGCCUAUGCAAAGUUGCACGGAUCAUACGAGGCCCUCAAGUAUGGAAAUCUGUUGGAUGGUCUUGCAGACAUGACUGGCGGAAUUACUGAAAGCUACCGAAAUAUCAGGAAUGUCCCUUUUUUAGCGAAAGUUCUAAGUACAUGCAGUUUUGUGACUGCUCAAUAUUCUGGGCCAGCUGGACACCUGGGACUUGGACUUGAACCUGAAAUGCAUUAUAGAAUUUAUCGUUUACAAAAGGUUGAGACAUCAAAUGGGUCAGUUUUAAUGGUCCUAUUGAAAAGGCCACCCAAGCCUGGAUCACCUGAUAUUGUACAUUAUGUUAAUGAUGCAGUGUGGCAGUCGAUUUCAUUAUGCGAACGGGGGUGCCUGUUGACUGAUACUAGAGGCGUUUGGAUGUUAUACAGAGAUUUUAGACAGUAUUUCACACGACUGCAAAUUAUUCAUUAUGAUGCGGAGACCAGUAAAGUUGAGUCUGCACUAUCCGACAAAGUGCCGUGGCAUGUACAAAUGUAUAAAGGGAGUUGGAAACGAGGUGUUUCCGCAGGGGGGUGCAGGAAUAAAGGCACACGCUUGAUUUCAGAUUUCUUCCAUAUGAACCCUCAGAUACAACUAGUGGUCUUCAAACGUGUUACAGCCAUUGUAUCUCUUAGCCAAAACAUCAUAAUGGAACCCAAAGUAAUCGGAUUUACCAUAUACAAGAUUCCUACCUUACUUUAUGAAGCGGCCUCGGAGGCCUAUUUUACUGAAAUCAAGAGCAAAAUCAACUCGCAUUACACGAAUAGUCGUCAAGUGAGCUACAGGUGUGAAUUGGAAGCGGGAAUCUACCUAUUAAUUCCAACGACAUUUGAACCACGAGAAGAAGCGCAGUUUACAUUAAGAGUUUACACGAACGGAAUUAUAGAUAUGACGGCCCUGGAUCAUUUGCCUCAGAUGCUAAAGCCCGCUUUCCUCAAGGCACCUCCUAAUCUGCUUGCGCAAAGUUUUGUGCAAUACGAGCCCUGUUUUCUACACUUGGCUAAUGAGCACAGAACGAUAGACGUGUACGAACUACAGGAGUUGCUGGAAAACUGCUUGCCCAACGACUAUAUUAAAAGUUGUGCUACACUAGACACUUGUAGGCAAUUUGUACUCUCCAUGGAUGUAAACGGCUCAGGUCGCCUGACUCUACAAAAUUUCAGAGACUUAAUAUGUAGCUUGAGGCAUUGGCAGACGAUAUUUAAAACCCACACCGUUGAAAAAAUGGGAGUGUUAAGAGCUGAGAGAUUAAGAACUGCAUUAUACGAAGUGGGCUUCGUCAUCCCCGAACAAAUUUUAUCACUAUUGGUCCUCAGGUAUAUGAGGAAGGACGGGCUGUUGAGGUUUGGGGACUUCGUUUCAGCAGUGAUGCAUCUUCAUCGUGCAUUUAGUAUGUUCAAAGCACACGAUAACGGACAUUUGACUAUAAAUAUUACAGAGUGGCUGAAAUGCAUCUUCAUGUGUUAAAUACGCGGACAAUAAAAAAUAUGUGAAACAAAAAACGGAUCUGCAAAUAUUUUCGCAUCCGUCCCAGUUUAGAUAAUAAUCUGUGUACAGCUCUCGAUAUAAAACGGUUCUUUUUCAGUGUUAAAUUGAAAUAAUGAACAAUAAUUGUGACGUGCUAGUAACAAAAAUUUGUGUGAGUAGUUAUACAAUACUCAGUUGUGUGCAUUUAAUUAUGAUUACUUGUAAGACGUUAUCACUAAGUUCGAGAAACGAUCUCACUAUAACUGAUUAGAUAAAUUAGGAUAUUAGUCUUGUUGUUUUUGUUUAGUAUAAUAAUCCACCGACUUAUUUUUUGUCUUUUCUUUUUUAUUUUCUUAUUUGUUUUGUUUUUUUUGUUAUUAUAAUUUUAUUGCUACCUGUUACCAUUGAUAUACUUUAUCGUAUAUCAAUGCAGUAACAGUCUCGACGAUGAAAAUAAGUCAUUUUUUUGAGUUCUUUAUGAAAUAUAAUAUGUUGUUACCUUUUUAAUCAUUAUUAUGCAUGUAUAGACUAGUUAAGCCAUUCAGAUUUGUCUCACUAUUCUACCCAACAUGAAAUUGCAUUGUGCAUAUUAUAGUAUUAAAUGAUGACAUUUUUAUAUUUCACACUUCUAAGCCUAUAUUAUUUUUACUAUCGAUGUUGACCUGUCAUAGAACUUUUUAUCUAAUGUUAAUAUUUGUCUGUAUUUUAAUACAGAAUUUAGGAACAAAUUCUUAGUUGGGUAUAUUAAUUGUAAGAAUAAAGAUGUU